This is a messenger RNA of Manihot esculenta (cassava), 3795 nucleotides long. RefSeq names its product disease resistance protein RUN1. Gene Ontology annotation, molecular function: protein binding; ADP binding. Bases 59 to 3505 code for a protein of 1148 amino acids. NCBI's taxonomy places the organism in Eukaryota, Viridiplantae, Streptophyta, Magnoliopsida, Malpighiales, Euphorbiaceae. The record is from RefSeq and is a predicted model, not a curated record. Gene Ontology annotation, biological process: defense response; signal transduction. The transcript has 6 exons.
GGAAAUUAAAAACAUCAAUCACCCAAGUCUUCUCUUCUUCUUCACUAGUUAUAAUUUCAUGGCUUCAAAUGGUGCAGUCUCUUCUUCUUCUUCUUCUUCUUCUUCUUCUUUAAGAGAGUGGAAAUACGAUGCAUUUCUUAGCUUCCGAGGUGAAGACAUACGCAAAAGCUUUAUUAGUCAUCUACACAAAGAGCUGAGCCGUGAAGGAAUCAACACCUUCAUAGAUGAUCGAGAACUCGAGACAGGCCAAAGUAUUUCUCAAACCCUCACUGAAGCAAUACGAUCAUCAAGAAUUUUAAUCAUUAUUUUGUCGAAAAAUUAUGCUUCUUCAAGAUGGUGUUUGGAUGAACUUGUGCAAAUUCUCAAGUGCAAGAAAGCUGGGAGCCAAACAGUUUUACCGAUCUUCUAUGAUGUGAGUCCAUCGCAAGUGCGAAAACAGAGUGGGAAUUUUGAAAAUGCAUUUGAUUCUCAUGGACAGCUUUUCAAGGAGAAGGUGCAACAGUGGAGAGAUGCAAUAAUGCAAGUGGCUGAUCUCUGUGGAUGGGAUUUACAUGAUAGGGAUGAGUCAGAGUUUAUUUGUGAGAUUGUCAAAGACAUAAUUAGCAAGUUGGGACGAUUCAGUAGUGACAUAGCCAAGGGUCUCGUUGGAAUGGAGUCCAGAUCAGAGAAAAUGAGAAUGUAUUUGGAUUUGGGGCAGCCAGAUAAGGUCAAAUUUAUAGGUGUUUGGGGGAUGGGAGGAAUAGGUAAAACAACUAUUGCUAGUGUUGUAUACAAGCAACUACAUUCUCAAUUUGAAGGUAGUAGCUUUCUUAUAGAUGUUAGAGAAGCUUCCAAAAGACAUAAUGGUUUGGUUUCUUUGCAAAACAAACUUUUAUCUGCAAUAUUGAAUAGGGAUUUAGAAGUACAUGAUGUUCAUAAGGGAACAGAUGAGUUAAGAAAGAGGCUAUGUCAUAAAAAGGUUUUGGUCAUUCUUGAUGAUGUUAAUGAAUUGGAGCAAUUAGAGUAUUUAAUUGGAAAAAGAGAUGAAAACUGGUUUGGCAAGGGAAGUAGAAUCGUCAUAACAACUAGAAAUAAGCAUUUAUUGGCCCAAUGUGGACUAGAUGAUGAAUGUAUAUAUAGGAUGGAGGAGUUAGCUGAUCAUGAAGCCUUUCAACUCUUUUGUUCGAAAGCCUUUAGAAACAAUUGCCCCACAGUAGAUUAUAUGGAGUUGUGCAACCAAUUUGUAAGUUAUGCAAGUGGCCUCCCAUUAGCUCUUAGUGUUUUAGGUUCAUCCUUGUAUGCUAAAUCAAUAAAAGAAUGGAAGAGUGCGUUGGACAGAUUGAAAGAUAUUCCCAGUGCAGAAAUUCUAAGAAAACUUCAAAUAAGUUUUGAUGGAUUAGAUGAGAUGCAGAAGAAAUUAUUUCUAGACAUAGCAUGCUUUUUCAAUGGAAGGGAAGAGAAUUAUGUGAGAAAAAUACUAGAAAGUUGUGGAUUCUACCCAGACAGUGGAAUAGGAGAACUUAUGGACAAAUCUCUAAUAAUUGUUUCAAAUGAACGAGUGUGGAUGCAUGAUUUGCUACGACAAAUGAGUCAAGAGAUUGUUCGUCGAGAAUCCCCUAAGGAGCCAGGACGACGCAGUAGAAUAUGGCUUUAUGAGGACGUCUACCAUGUCUUAAUAAAUGAUACAGGAUCAGAAGAAAAUGAAGGUAUAGUCCUGGAUUUAUUAAGUGAAACAAGCCAAUUGAUCAGAGCUAAAGGGUUCUCAAAGAUGAAAUAUCUAAGACUGCUUAUUCUCCAGAAUGCAUUUGUUUUUCAUGACCUUGAAUAUCUUUCAAAUGAAUUAAGAUAUCUGGAAUGGCACAAAUACCCCUUCAAAUCCUUUCCAUCAACUUUUCAACCAAAUAAACUUGUUGAGCUCAACAUGCAACACAGCAAGUUGAAACAAUUAUGGAAGGCAGUAAAACCUUUACAGUUGCUGAAGAUCAUUGAUCUUAGUUUCUCUAAAGAUUUAAUCAAGACCCCAGACUUUAGAGAUGUCCCAAAUCUUGAGGUGUUGAAACUUCAAGGUUGUACAAGCCUAGUUGAGGUGCACAAAUGCAUUGGUGUAUUGAGAAGGUUUUUCUCAUUGAACUUGAAAGACUGCAAAAAUCUAGUUGCUCUUCCAAGCGACAUAUGGAAUUUGAAGUCUCUCAAGAUUCUUAAUUUGCGUGGCUGCUUGAAGCUUAGCAAACUUCCUGAGGGGUUGGCGGGUUUGACAAGUUUGGAGGAGCUUGAUGCAGCUGGAAUUGGUUCAAGACAAAUGACAUUUGCUAAACCUUGGGAUCUUCUUAGUAAUUUCUUACCACAUGCGGAGAGGAACCAAAAUCUCCAGGCUUUUGCUUUCUCAAGUCUACGAGCUCUAAGGAAACUGGAUUUAAGUUGCUGCAACCUACCAAAAGUUCCCAACGAUAUUAGCUACCUGCGGUCAUUGGUAAAACUAAAUUUAAGUGGAAACUAUCUUUUGAGCGUACCUUCAAGCAUCAGCGAACUUUCUAACCUUAAGGAUGUUGAUUUUUCUAAUUGCACAAGACUCAGGUCUUUGCCGGCUCUUCCAUCUAGUGUUGAAUGUCUAGAUAUGAAAAAUUGCACUUCAUUGCAAACUCUUCCUAAUCUGGUUCAAGUUCUUAGACUUAAAACACUCAAGUGUGCUAAUUGCAAGAGCCUUCGGUCAUUGCCACAUCUUCCUUCCAGCGUUAAAUUUCUGGAUAUGGAAAAUUGCACUGCGCUUGCAAUAUUUCCCAAUCUAAUUGAAACACACAAUGUGGAGAAGAGUUUUUAUAUAGGUUUCUCAAAAUUUUCCAAAUUGAAUUACUUUCAAGGUGAAAUUAGAGUGCCUUUUACAUGGCUGAGAUAUUACAUGCUUUGGUUGCAUGAUGUUCGGCAGCUACUGAAGAUGCAAGUAGGUUGCGAUAUGGACGAGUUUGAUGAAGGCUUUCCUCAUAGACGCAUCCAUCCAUUUUUGGGGCUCCCGGAUUUUUAUUUAUGCUUACCAGGAAGUGGAAUUUGCCAUCAGAGAUCCAUGCUUUCAUUUUUGGAGCUCCCCGAGUUCUAUAUAUGCUUACCCGGAAGUGGAAUUCCUGAUUGGUUCAAGCAUCAGGCAGAGGAGAGUCAUUUAAGAAUAGAACUACAUCCAAAUGAAAGUUGGUGGAAUAUUGCAGGAUUUGUAGUUUGCGCCGUUGUUGAGAAGGGAAAUGUUGGUGAACCUAUAACUUGGUCCAUUACAGUCGGUAGAAAUAUUGGGUCGGCUAGGUGUUGGAGCAACCAUGUUCCUAUCCCUGAAACUUCCCAAGUUCCUUCGGACCACCUUAGCAUGUUCUUCCAAGUGAACCAGUUGGUAGAUCCAAACGAUGAAUGCAGUCCGACUGAGCUGUUGCUUAUUUUUGAGCCUGAAGAGAAAAUCAAGAAAUGCGGAAUCCGUAUAGUAUAUGAGGUUGAAAUACAAGAGAUUAUCCAAAUGAACAGACCUUUAAAAGAUUUGGUAAUUUGAGGAAGAGGAAGAUGAAGUCUCAGAAAGAAGCAAAAAAGGAAUGAAAUAAUCAAGCCAAGUGGAAUGAUUGUUCAUAGGGACCCUCCAGAAAGAGGCUUCUACGUGAUUGAUGAGUUGCUAUUUAUGUUUUUCUUUUUAAUGAAAUAUAUGAAAAACGCAUAUAUACUUUGAGGUUGCUUAUAUAAGCAAAUUAAUUAUAACAUGAAAGAAAGAAAAUACUUAUGAAUAGGGAUGUUGAUUGGUAGGCUUUUGCGAGUACGAAUUAUAAUAUAUAAUUGGUAUUUUGGAAA